Ceratotherium simum simum (southern white rhinoceros) is the source of this 3735-nucleotide messenger RNA. Lineage: Eukaryota; Metazoa; Chordata; Mammalia; Perissodactyla; Rhinocerotidae. The record is from RefSeq and is a predicted model, not a curated record.
CCGUCUCUGCGUGUCUCCGAGACUCCCCGCCCCCCAGAUCUUGCCCCGCCCCAGGCUGGUCUGGGAAGUGGCGGAUCCGGUUUGUCCGGGGCGUGUCUGGAACCGGAGUUGGUAGAGGGGAUGUAAGGAGGCGGAUAGGUUGCGGCGGCUGCGGCAGCAUGGUGGGCUCGGAGAAGGAGCAGAGCUGGAUCCCCAAGAUCUUCAGAAAGAAGACGUGCACGACGUUCAUCGUGGACCCCACAGAUCCGGGGGGGACCUUGUGCCAGUGUGGGUGUCCCCGGAGUACGCACCCAUCAGUGGCUGUGGAGGAUGCGUUUGGGGCAGCUGUGGUGACCGUGUGGGACAGUGACUUGCACACCACGGAAAAGCCAACCGAUGCCUACGGGGACCUGGACUUCUUGGGCGCCAGCCACAAGGCCAGCAAUUUCCUCCGGCUCUCUGACCGAACGGAUCCAGCUACAAUUUAUAGUCUGGUCACGCGCACAUGGGGCUUCCGGGCCCCAAACCUGGUGGUGUCAGUGUUGGGGGGAUCGGGGGGCCCCACCCUCCAGACCUGGCUGCAGGACCUGCUGCGACGAGGGCUGGUGCGGGCUGCCCAGAGCACAGGGGCCUGGAUUGUCACCGGGGGGCUGCACACUGGCAUUGGCCGGCAUGUUGGUGUGGCUGUGCGGGACCACCAGAUGGCCAGCAUUGGGGGCAGCAAGGUGGUGGCCAUGGGCGUGGCCCCCUGGGGUGUAGUUCAUAAUAGAGAGAACCUCAUCAACCCCAAGGGAUCGUUCCCUGCAAGGUACCGGUGGCGCGGUGACCCCAAGGACGGGGUCCAGUUUCCCUUGGACUACAACUACUCAGCCUUCUUUCUGGUGGACGAUGGCACGCACGGCCGCCUGGGCGGGGAGAACCGUUUCCGCCUGCGCUUCGAGUCCUACAUUGCCCAGCAGAAGACGGGCCUGGGAGGGACUGGAAUUGACAUCCCUGUCCUCCUCCUCCUGAUCGAGGGUGAUGAGAAGAUGCUGAAGCGGAUAGAGAAUGCCACUCAGGCCCAGCUCCCCUGCCUCCUGGUGGCUGGCUCUGGGGGAGCUGCAGACUGCCUGGCAGAGAUCCUGGAAGACACUCUGGCUCCAGGGAGUGGAGGGGGCAGGAGACGUGAAGUUCGAGAUUGGAUUAAGCGUUUCUUCCCCAAAGGGGACCCUGAGGUUCUGCAGGCCCAGGUGGAGAAAAUCAUGACCCGGAAGGAGCUGCUAACAGUCUAUUCCACUGAAGAUGGCCCUGAGGAAUUUGAGACCAUUGUUUUGAAGGCCCUUGUCAAGGCCUGUGGGAGCUCUGAGGCCUCAGCUUACCUGGACGAGUUGCGUUUGGCUGUGGCUUGGAACCGCGUGGACAUUGCCCAGAGUGAACUCUUCCGGGGGGACAUCCAAUGGAGGUCCUUCCACCUGGAGGCCUCCCUCAUGGACGCCCUCCUGAAUGACCAGCCGGAGUUCGUGCGCUUGCUCAUCUCCCAUGGCCUCAGCCUGGGCCACUUCCUGACUCCGACGCGCGUGGCCCAGCUCUACAGCGCGGCGCCGCCCAACUCGCUCAUCCGCAGCCUUCUGGACCAGGCGUCCCACUCCCACGGCGGGAACACCAAAACCUCGGCGCUUAAAUCUUCUGGGGAGCCCCAACCCCCUAACGUGGGGCGGGUGCUGCGGAUGCUGCUGGGGGAGGCGUGCGCGCCAAAGUACCACGCCGGAGGCGCCGGGGAUCCCUACCCAGACCAUGGCUACCUGGAGAGCACUGGCCUGCUUCUGGACUCUGCCACGCCAGAAUUCACGCUGAGCACUGUCCUCGGGCAGGCGCCCUGGAGUGACCUGCUCCUCUGGGCUCUGCUACUGAACAGGGCUCAGAUGGCGGUGUACUUCUGGGAGAUGGGCUCCAAUGCUGUGGCCUCGGCUCUUGGGGCCUGUUUGUUGCUCCGAGUGCUGGCGCGCCUGGAGACUGAGGCUGAGGAGGCAGCACGGAGGAAGGAACUGGCGGCCAAGUUUGAGGGGCUGUGUGUUGACCUCUUUGGCGAGUGCUACCGCAGUAGUGAGGAACGGGCCGCUCGCCUGCUCCUCCGACGCUGCCCGCUCUGGGGGGAUGCCACUUGCUUCCAGCUUGCCAUGCAGGCUGACGCCCGUGCCUUCUUUGCCCAGGAUGGGAUACAGUCUCUGCUGACACAGAAGUGGUGGGGGGAGAUGGACAGCACCACGCCUAUCUGGGCCCUGGUUCUCGCCUUCUUUUGCCCCCCACUCAUCUACACCAACCUCAUCAACUUCAGAAAGUCAGAUGAGGAGUCCACACAGAAGGACCUGAUGUUUGACAUGGAUACAGACGUCAAUGGGGAAGGGCCUGCUGGGCCGGCAGACCCCCCUGAGAAGACGCCCUCGGAGGUGCUGAAGCAGCCCGGCCACCGGGGCUGCUGCGGGGGGUGCCCCCCGCGCCUGCGCCGCUGGCCCCAGUUCUGGAGGGCGCCGGUGACGGCCUUCAUGGGCAACGUGGUGAGCUACCUGUUCUUCCUGCUGCUCUUCGCCCGCGUGCUGCUCAUCGACUUCCACCCCGAGCCGCCCGGGCUCCUGGAGCUGCUGCUCUACUUCUGGGCCUUCACCCUGCUCUGCGAGGAGUUCCGGCAGAGCCUGGGCAGCGGCUGGGGCGGCCCGGCCACGGGGGGCUCCGGGCCGGGCCCCCGGCGCGCGCUGCUGCGCCGCCGGCUGCAGCUGUACCUCUCGGACGCCUGGAACCAGUGCGACCUGCUGGCCCUUACCUGCUUCCUGCUGGGCGUGGGCUGCCGGUUGACCCCAGGCCUGUAUGACCUGGCCCGCACUGUCCUCUGCCUCGACUACAUGCACAGCCACACCUUUGGCAAAGUACAGGGCAACAGUGACCUCUACUGGAAGGCGCAGCGCUACAGCCUCAUCCGGGAAUUUCACUCUCGUCCUGCGCUGGCCCCGCCCCUUAUCAUCAUCUCGCACGUGCACCUCCUCCUCCGGCGAUUGGGCAGGAGCCGGGCCAGCUUGCCGUCAUCCCCGGUCUUCGAGCGGGUCCGCCUCUCGAAGGAAGCUGAGCGGAAGCUGCUGACGUGGGAGUCGGUGCAGAAGGAGAAUUUCCUGCUGGCGCGCGCGCGGAACAUGCGGGAGAGCGACUCCGAGCGCCUGAAGCGCACGUCGCAGAAGGUGGACACGGCGUUGAAGAAGCUGAGACAGAUCCGCGAGUACGAGCAGCGUCUGAAGGGCUUGGAACAGGAGGUCCAGUACUGCAGCCGUGUCCUGGGCUGGAUGGCCGAAGCCAUGAGCCGCUCUGCGUUGCUUCCCCCAGGGGGGCCACCACCCCCGUCCCCGCUUGCGCCCAAAGACUGAGCCCUGCUGGCGGACUUCAAGGAGUAGCCCUCAUAGGGAGCUUUUGCUCCCGGAGUAAGGCCCAGCUGGUCCUCGACUCCCGCAGCUGGCAGCCUUUCCCUUGAGGUAGGCCCCAUGCCCCUGGACCACUACCUGGGCUGCUGUCGGGACCACUGCCGGGAGUGUCAUCCAUGUCAGCCACAGCAGGCCCGCUCCUCCAGGAACCAGCCCCCUUUGGGAAGACCAGCCUCUGGAGCCCUGGCGUUGCCCCUCUGAAAGCCCUGCCACAGCCUGGUGGGCGGGAGAAGGCUGCAGGGCCCUGGGGAUACAGGGCCCCAGACCCCAUUCACAGCUCCCCACACUGGGGAAAUAAAGCCAUUUGAGAGGA